Molecule: messenger RNA, 1390 nt
Organism: Aspergillus wentii DTO 134E9
Lineage: Eukaryota; Fungi; Ascomycota; Eurotiomycetes; Eurotiales; Aspergillaceae
Product: zinc-dependent alcohol dehydrogenase
Exons: 10
Coding region: 323-1390 (355 amino acids)
Molecular function (GO): oxidoreductase activity
Source: RefSeq, a predicted model, not a curated record
AAUGAUGAAGAUUUUUCGACAAAGCAUCUACCCCAGCUUUACCAGUUUAUAUCCGACCAGGUAACCGUUCCAAUGAUUUUGUCGUCUUCUUUCAAUGUGCAGAAUGAUAGGGCCAUGUCGGAAAUCCCCCAAAUCCAUUUUCCGGUCCCACCUCAUCUUUGCCGUAGCGGAUUUACGGAAAUAAUGGUUUGCAGCUUGCGAUGCGGGGUUAAACGAAUUGAUAAUCGACCUAACACAGAUUAAAUUGGCUGAAGAAUUCCACUCUGCUUUAUCUACCAACCUUGGGGACAGCAAACCAUAGACCAUUGGACCAUUGACCAAUAUGGCAAUUCCCAAAUACCAAACCGCGGCCUGUAUCGAUAAUCCUCGGCCUCAUGCAAAAUUGGACAUUCGGCAUGAUGUACCUGUUCCCGAGCCAGCUUCAGGCGAGGUAUUGAUCAAGUUGGAAUGUACAGGAUUCUGCCAUUCGGAUCUGCACGCCAUUAGUGGAGAGCUGCCGAUGAACACUAACAUCGCGGGCCAUGAAGGAAUUGGCAGAGUGGUUCAAGUGGGUCCCGAUACUGCUCCGACGAUGAUGGGAAAACGGGUUGGUGUGAAGUGGCUUUAUAGCAGCUGCAAGAAUUGCCCAACUUGCAAAGUUCAAUAUACCAAUUGUCCCAACCAGAAGAACCCAGGGAGGAGUGUUCCGGGAACUUUUCAACAGUAUAUUGUAUCUCCUGCCGAUUUUGCAUCCAUCAUCCGCGAGGACCUAGAGCCCCAAGCUGUUGCGCCUUUGCUAUGUGCUGGUGUAACAAUGUAUGGUGCAUUGAACAAGCUCGAGAAAUUCUGCGAGAAAGGUGACUGGGUUGUUCUCAUGGGCGCAGGCGGUGGCCUGGGACAUUUAGGAAUCCAAAUUGGAAAAGAGAUGGGAUAUCGCAUAAUUGCAGUGGAUGGUGCAUCUAAGAGGGAUAUCUGCAUGCGUUCGGGUGCAACGGCAUUCGUUGAUUUCAAAGACAAUGCGGAACAGAAAAUCCUGGGAAUGACAGAUGGCAUCGGUGCCCACGCAGUAAUCGUAAUUGUGGGUCUUGAAAGUGCGUACGAGCAAAGUGUCAAGCUGCUACGACCAGUUGGUACUCUCAUCUGCGUCGGUCUUCCGUCACCAGACUAUCACAUUCCCAUCUCGCCCUUGGCCUGCGUGGAUCGUGGAUACAGAAUUAUCGGCAGCGCAGUCGGGACGGAGGAUGAGGUCCAGGAUCUCCUGAAAAUGGCCGCAGAGGGACGCAUUUCCAGUCAUUAUGAGACCUUUGAGUUCGAGCAAAUCAACGAGGUCAUGGAAAAGCUGGAACGCUAUGAGGUAGAGGGACGGGCCGUGUUGCGGAUUCCGUCUGAAACGCAAAACCCCGGGGCAUGA